Scleropages formosus (Asian bonytongue) is the source of this 1762-nucleotide messenger RNA. It is a transcript of the gene tmem170b, whose product is annotated as transmembrane protein 170B. Gene Ontology annotation, cellular component: plasma membrane. The coding region runs from base 293 to 679 and encodes 128 amino acids. The transcript is spliced from 3 exons. NCBI's taxonomy places the organism in Eukaryota, Metazoa, Chordata, Actinopteri, Osteoglossiformes, Osteoglossidae. Gene Ontology annotation, biological process: negative regulation of canonical Wnt signaling pathway. The record is from RefSeq and is a predicted model, not a curated record.
UUCAGCGGUCCGUUCUCAUCAGAGCCGCGCGACUCCAUUAUGCCAUUAUGGCCCCCCAGCCUGCAGCGGGCGCGUUCGGGACUGGCGCGAGGACGGAACGAGCGGCUGGAGAUGAGAUGAAGAUGAAGAUGAGAUGAACUAAAGAGCGCAUAGAGAAAUAGUCCGGAUGGAGAAAGUCGGCGGCUCUCCUCGACGUCCGCGUCCACGCGCGGCGCUGUCACCAUCCUGACUGGUAGCUCCGAGAGCGUCACCGCGAGCACGAGCACGAGCAGGGGCGAGAGCAACCGGCACGAUGAGCACGAGCCGCGAUCACUCCGUCCAGCACGUGCUGAGCCUUGGGGUGCAGGGGGCGGUGCCCGCACUGCAGCACUUCACCGAAAUGUGGUACUGGGUCUUCCUGUGGUGCUUGUUCUCCUCCCUGGUCGUUCAUGGCGCCGUGGGCCUCCUGAUGUUCGUCGCUCUGCAGCGGCACCGACGCGGGCGCCUCAUCACCCUGGUGCUGCUCAGCGUGGGCCUGCUGUCAUCCCUCAGCGGCGCCGUCAUCACCAGUGCUGCUGUGGCUGGUGUUUACAGGGUAGCUGGGAAGGACAUGGCCCCCCUGGAAGCACUCGUGUUUGGUAUGGGGCAGACUGCUCUCACCGUGCUCAUCUCCCUUUCACGCAUCUUGGCAACGCUCUAGGGAUGGACAAGCACAUGGACAGUGGACGCAGGCACUGGACUGCCAGAGGACGUGCAGUGAAGGAGCAUUGUCCUCAGACAGGAUGCCACUGGCCAGCAGUACACAGGAGCAGCAGGGCUUUUCAAGUGACCGUGAGCGUGCGGACACUGACCGGGCUCAUCUGAUGCCGACGGGACCGUUGUCCUCAGUCUCCCUGGGUGCUUUGCGGCCAGAAGAACGGUCGCGCCGAUCCUUGCCACCUACGGGUUAUCAAGACAGUUGGAUUAGCGGCAGCGGUGGAACCGGACAGUUGUACCGCCUGCACAAAAACGUGACGUUUUUGUUUGAAGAAGAAAAGUAGUGGCGGCAAAGACCUCCGUGAGUCUGGGACAAGGAUGUCGUCCUGGACGCAGCCGUGUUCCAAGCCUCUCGUGCCCCCCCCCCAAUGGCUUUGGUCACAGCUGCAACACUCGUGCGGGUGUGAACGGGCAAACUGCUCAGGACACUCGGUCAGCGCCAUCCCCACACCCAGCCCCAGCCCGUGGGAGAUUAGUUUUGUGAACGUAUCUGUGGUGUUGUGCUUGUCCCCGAAGAGCUGCCCGCUACCAUCUGUCCACCUGGUUUCCUCCCUCAUGAAGAACAUGUACACAGGCUGUGUGACGGCACCUCCCCAGCAAGACGAGGACAUGCCGCCCUUUUUUCAAGGUCACAUCACAGAGGUUUCUGAAGCCAAAGUUCCUCCGUACAAAUUCUUGCCAUUGUAUGUGUUGUGAUUAAGUUCAUUAAAAAAAAUGAGUAUUCCUAACGGUUCUGCAUGACUUGCAGGUGGUUGCCAUAGCAACAUGACGCCAAACUGAUGGUCAGUGUCCAGCAGCCGUUUUGCAGGAAGCUCUGCUUUUGGCCCAGAGUGUAGUGAAUCAGUGCAGCUCUUUAGUGUCCUUUGUUGUUCUUUGGAGCCACGAGACCACAAAAGGGAGCCUGGGGGUCUGGGGUGGGGUGGGAAAAGGAGUGGAGAUCAUUACAGGACUUAUGAUGAUGUUCAUAUUCAGUGCUGUGUGCAGGAUCACUGUUCAAUGCUUUGGUGAUUCAGGGUUGGGGCGGAGA